Messenger RNA from Rotaria sordida, 2571 nucleotides. Lineage: Eukaryota; Metazoa; Rotifera; Eurotatoria; Philodinida; Philodinidae. The record is from the annotation of a GenBank genome assembly.
AUGCCUGUUCGAAAACAAGAUGCUUAUCGAGCAUUAGAAUUGCUUGAAGAAUAUUAUAAUCGUCUGGACGCACCCGAAGAUCAACCAUUAAAAAAUGCCAUUGACAGAGUUAUCAGAGUUUUUAAAAGUCGUCUUUUCCAAGCACUUAUGGAUAUUCAAGAAUUUUAUGAAUCUAUUUUACUUGAUGAACAAAGAGAUCGUACAGCUAAAAUAAAUGCAACACAUCAAUUUGCUGAAACAUGCGAAAAAUCAUCAUUACUUAGACAAGAUAUACGAAAUAUUCCAAUAAUAACAACAACAACAACAACUACUAAGGAACAACCACCAACACUAACACCAAUUAUAACCGAUAAUCCACUAAUACCAACAUCAAAUAUUAAAGAAGAUAUUAAACGACAACCAACACCAACACCAUUUUCUCAAAUAAAAAAUGCACCAGAUUCAACUAUUCGUCAAAAUACAACAGAUUUAAAUUUAUCUACUGAUGUACCCGAACUUAAUUAUAAUGAUCAUUGGACAAAUAUCAAAAUUGAUUUUCAACGAAUGCCUGGCAAAGGUCUAGGAUUUUCCAUAGCUGGUGGUAAAGAUACACCAUGUAUUAGUGAUUCUUGGGCAGUUGUUGUUACACGUAUUACUGAAGGUGGUCUUGCCGAUAGUGAUCAUCGAUUGAAACUUCAUGAUAUAAUUUUACGUGUUAAUAAUAUCGAUUUUACUAAUAUUGAACAUCAAGCAGCAGUUGAUACACUUAAAGCAGCUGAAAGUCCAGUUAUUUUAAUAAUUCGUCGUUUAGCACCACCAAUUAUGGAAGAAAUUGUAUUAGAAAAAUCACCAAAUGUUCAUUUAGGUUUUUCAAUUGCUGGUGGAAUUAGUCAUGAACAUGUUAAAGGUGAUUAUGGUAUAUUUAUAACAAAUAUAAUUCCAGGUGGUGUUGCCGAUAAAAAUGGAAAAUUAAAAGUUGGUGAUCGUUUAAUGAGUGUACUAUCAAUGAAAAAUACUUAUGAACUUGAAUUUGUUGAACAUAAACAUGCUGUUGAAUCUAUUCGACGUGCAUGUGAUGAUGGUCCGAAAAUAACUUUAAUAGUUGGUCAUCCAACUGUUUAUUCAUUAAAUACGCAACUUCAAUCAGCUAAUACUUCUAUUCAAAAUCAAUUAAUAUCAAGAAAUGAAACUAAUGGACCUCGAUUAACGACUAAUGAUGAACAAGAAGAAUUUUCUCUUGAACGUCAAGUGUUACUUCGACGUGGUCCAAAUGGUUUUGGCUUCAAUAUUAUUAGUUCUGAAGGUGGACAAGGUACAUUUAUAUCGUUUAUUCCAUCUGGCGGUGUAGCCGAUAAAUCAGGACAAUUACGUAAAGGUGAUCGAAUAUUAUCUGUCAACAAUAUUGAUUUACAAGCAGCAUCUCAUGAAGAGCUGGGAAGAGUACUUAACAACUGUGGUGAUACAGCGAAUUUACAUGUUAUUCAUAGAUAUAAUGAUUUUCUUCAAUGUCAAGCUCGUAAUGACGAACGUCGUAAUAGACUAACAACUGAACCAUCUGGUAGUACAGUUAAUGUAAAGACUUCAACACGAAAACAAUUUUUUGUUCGAGCGGAGUUUGAUUAUGAUCCAACAAGAGAUCCAAGUUUACCAGGUAGUCCUGGUAUAGCAUUUCGUGCGGGUGAUAUUCUUCAUGUAAUAAAUGCUGCUGAUGAUUCUUGGUGGCAAGCAAAACGUGUUAUUGAUGGUAGAGAAGAAGAAACCGGAAUAAUUCCAUCAAAAUCAAGAGUAGAAAAAAAAGAACGAGCUAGACAAAAACGUGUAAAUUUCAAUCAGGAUAAUAAUCGAGGUAAUAUAUCGGAUCAUGAAAAAAAGAAAAAGAAAAAACUUGGCUUAUUUAAUAAGACUGCUGAUAAAAAGGAUGUACAAUCAGGUGACGAUACUGGUAAUGAAUCAGAGAAUUUAGAACCUGUACCAUCAUAUCAAUUGGUUGUUCAACAUAAAAUUGAUUACGCACGACCUAUUAUAAUAUUUGGAUCAUUUAAAGAAAUUCUUAAUGAUCAACUAUUAAGUGAUCAACCAGAUAAAUUUGUUAGUUGUAUACCUCAUACAACACGAACAAAACGUGACAAAGAAGUUGAUGGUCGAGAAUAUCAUUUUGUUUCAAAUCGUAAACAAAUGGAAGAUGAUAUUCAAAAUUAUUUAUUUAUUGAAGCAGGAGAAUAUGGAGGAAAUUUAUAUGGUACAAGCGUUAAUGCUGUUCGUGAAGUAGCUUAUGCUUCAAAACAUUGUGUUUUGGAUGUAAGUGGUCGUGCUAUUAAACGUCUAAUGAGAGCUGGUCUUUAUCCAAUUGCUAUAUAUGUUAAACCACGUGAUAUUAAAUGGAUAUUGGAUAAUAUGGGACAAGAAGUAAAUGAAAAUCAAGCUAAACUAAUCUAUGACAAAUCCAAUGAAAUUGAAGAACACUUUGGUGAUCUUUUUACAGUUACUAUCGAUGAAGAAAAUUUAAGUGAUGUUUAUGAUCGUAUACGUGAGAUUAUUGAUCAUGAAAAUAGAAUUAAAUAUGCUUGGAUGCCAUCAGAUGAAAAAAUUUAA